AUGCCGGCUGGGAUUUCAGACCAUGCGCAGCUUGACUCCAUCGUUCGCACCCAGCCACGCCACCAGUUUCACACAAGCCCAGAGUCCUCUCUGCAAUCUAACUCUCCGAUGAGUGGGAUCGCUGAGACGAGAUCGUCCAUUGCUGGCGGUACCAGUGGCCAGAUCACAUCGAAUGCCGGGGUUGACUCACAAAAAGCCGGCGGGGCUGUGAAGACGCGCAGUGCCGAUUAUAUCUUGCGAAGCGGUCUCGCUGGAGGGUUAGCGGGCUGUGCGGCCAAAACUGUUGUGGCUCCCCUCGACCGUGUAAAAAUCCUCUUCCAAGCGUCGAACCCGCAAUUUGCCAAAUAUGCCGGCAGUUGGGCUGGCCUUGCUGCCGCCAUUCGUGAUAUCAAGCGCUACGAAGGCGCCCGAGGCCUGUACAAAGGCCAUUCAGCCACACUCCUCCGUAUCUUUCCCUAUGCCGCCAUCAAGUUCCUCGCCUAUGAACAGAUCCGUGCCGUCAUCAUUCCUUCCCAUGAUAAAGAGACCGCGAUCCGCCGCCUAAUAUCGGGCAGCCUGGCAGGCAUCACCUCAGUGUUUUGCACAUAUCCCCUCGAACUCGUGCGAGUACGACUAGCAUUCGAAACGAAACGGUCGUCCCGCUCAUCCUUGACCGAUAUCUGUCGGCAGAUCUAUAAUGAGCGUGUUUCACCACCUUCGACAGGCUCUGCAGGGGCUAAGACCGCUUCGGCCUCCGUUGCUACAGCGGAGACUGUCGCAUCGACAGUCAAUCAGGCUGUGCCACGAUCUGGCCUCGCAAACUUCUACCGCGGUUUCGGUCCGACCAUUCUUGGCAUGCUGCCAUACGCCGGCGUUUCCUUCCUCACCCACGACACAGUCGGCGACUGGCUCCGCAGUCCCUCCAUAGCACAGUACACCACAAUCCCAGCCUCAGAAUCUAAACCAAAGAAAGGUUCUCGCCACCCCCAGCUGACUGCCGCCGCUGAGCUCUUCUCCGGUGCAGUGGCCGGUGUUGUCUCACAGUCUUCUUCAUACCCACUUGAAGUGAUCAGGCGGCGGAUGCAGGUCGGCGGCGCAGUCGGCGGCGGCCAAAGACUCGGCAUCAUUGACACUGCUCGCAAAAUUUGGCUUGAGCGAGGCUUCCGUGGUUUCUGGGUUGGGUUGACCAUUGGCUAUAUUAAGGUCGUGCCCAUGGCCGCCACUGCCUUCUUUGUCUACGAGCGGUUGAAGUGGUCCUUGGGGAUUUAG
Penicillium daleae is the source of this 1248-nucleotide messenger RNA. Its product is annotated as coenzyme A transporter. Gene Ontology annotation, biological process: transmembrane transport. Lineage: Eukaryota; Fungi; Ascomycota; Eurotiomycetes; Eurotiales; Aspergillaceae. The transcript is spliced from 2 exons. Gene Ontology annotation, cellular component: mitochondrial inner membrane. Bases 1 to 1248 code for a protein of 415 amino acids. The record is from RefSeq and is a predicted model, not a curated record.